UGCAUGUCGGAUAAUUGUUAUAUUAUGACACCUACUUGGUCUAGACAGACUCUGUGGUUUUAAAAACGUAUAUCAAUAUCAGAAAUAUAUCACAUCAUAUCAGAAAUUAGUACACCACACUGUGUACACCACACUGUGCAUUAUUAUUAUUAUUAUUAUUAUUAUUAUUAUUAUUAUUAUUAUUAUUAUAAAAUCUUUUUCUGGGUUUCCCAAGACUUCCCAUAAAUACCUCUGUAGGAUGAACAACAGCAAACUGCUCAUAAUUUUGAAGUACUGUGUGGCAAGUGGAUUCCCAGUGCUCCCAGGAGUUACAUUACAGCUCAAUCAAAUAUUAAGAACAAAAUGUGUUCUCUCAGACAGAUUCAUUACAUAUAAUGAUAUCACCAGCUCAUAGACAUUUAUGGAAAAUCACGGGAAAUACCAGGCAAAGUGAAAAUGGUAUAUGAGCAACAUCUUAUAACAUCAGAUAAUAACAUCAGAUAAUAAUCUCUGUAGUAGCUGGAAAGCCGAGCAGGUAGAAGCUCUGAGUUAGACAUUUUGUAGAAGCAUUUUUUAUUUUUAUUACGAGAGAAGGGUGUGAUUUGGGUUACAGAAAAAAGUGGCAUUUUUCAGUGGACCUGUUUAUUGGAUGUUUGCGCUUUAAACAUCACCAGAAACUAAAGGCACCACACGACUCAAUCAUGUGCACCCAGAUAAGCACCCAACAGACAAUAUUCAUCUUUCUACUGAUGGUUCUUCCAGUGUCUCUAAUAUCUAAUGACCAUAAACUACUGAAUGUGAAAGAUCCCGUCCUGCUCACCUGCAACAAGUCCUGUGCAGGGGAUGUGAAAUGGAUGCUUUCGAGUCGGCCUGGUCUAAUUGUGAGUGAGUGUAGGAGUGGCGUUUGUGUUGAAGGCAACGCUUUUAAGAAACGAACAAGGCCUGUUCAUGGAAAAGCGUCUCUUCACCUGAACCAUGUCAAGUACAACGACAAGGGCUGGUACAUCUGCUACUGUGACACCUUAGAGAUCUGCCAGUUCUAUCUGGAUGUAGUGUUUUCUAGUGUUAAAAGCGUUCGUGUUGGAGCCGAUGUGAUUCUUCCCUGCUACGCGGCUACAAACAAGACGAUCGCUGACAACGACAUCAGAGUUCAGUGGGAAAAAAAUGGCAGAACUGUCGUGAAGCUUCAAAAGGGGAAGAUGAGCUACGGUCCAGGUUUCAAAGGUCGUGCCUUCGUUACAAUGAACCAGUAUAAAAAUGGAGCUCUGUCCCUGACCAUUCUCAAUGUCCAGCAGUCUGACCAAGGAAUAUAUCGCUGUAAACACAGACAUGAGGAAGCAGGUCAACCAGAGGCCGUCACUCUCAGCGUCAAUGAGUGUGAAGCACUAAAGCAGUCCGUAUUCCCAUGGUGGGGAAUUCUUUCUGUGCUAAAUUAUAUAUAUUUUUGGAAAUAAUUGAGAUUAGACGAGCAAAGGAGCUCUCAAAGCUUCAAGAAGUCGUCACAAAGUCGUCAAGAAGUCAUCAAGGAGUCGACAACUCGGGAGUUGACCUUAAGAAAAGCGAGUAAUACACUGGGACUGGAAGUGUGAACAGAGAAUCUGAUACAUAGGGGAAUAAACAUUGACAGUUUAAUCACUAUGACAAUGAAAACCAACUCCAUUGGGUGCCAUGAGGUAUUGAUUGAAAUAAGCAACUCUGACAAAGAUUUUAAAGGUUUGAGGGGUUUACACUCGUCCUGAGAAAGACGAAAGCAGAUGUUGAGCACUCACAUGCCAUAGUGUACUGUACAUGAAUUCAAAGAGCUUAUGAAAUCAUCUUAUACUAUGCGAUACAGUCAUGAGUAACUUUUAAUGUUGUGCCGAUCAUUUUUCAUGUAAAUGGAAUUGAUGAUGUUGUUCUUAUCGUGUACAUUAAAUCUGUGUUUUGAUUCUGAAAAA
Messenger RNA from Tachysurus fulvidraco (yellow catfish), 1916 nucleotides. RefSeq lists its product as uncharacterized. NCBI's taxonomy places the organism in Eukaryota, Metazoa, Chordata, Actinopteri, Siluriformes, Bagridae. Gene Ontology annotation, cellular component: external side of plasma membrane. The record is from RefSeq and is a predicted model, not a curated record. Bases 681 to 1433 code for a protein of 250 amino acids. The transcript has 5 exons. Gene Ontology annotation, biological process: negative regulation of T cell proliferation; T cell costimulation; immune response.